Trifolium pratense (red clover) is the source of this 848-nucleotide messenger RNA. Its product is annotated as zinc finger BED domain-containing protein RICESLEEPER 2-like. NCBI's taxonomy places the organism in Eukaryota, Viridiplantae, Streptophyta, Magnoliopsida, Fabales, Fabaceae. Gene Ontology annotation, molecular function: protein dimerization activity; DNA binding. The transcript has 3 exons. Bases 54 to 848 code for a protein of 264 amino acids. The record is from RefSeq and is a predicted model, not a curated record.
UGUUCAAUAGUAUCACUGAACUCAUUUCUGGCACUAAGUAUCCCACUGCCAACAUGUUUUUUCCUGAGAUUUGUAAGAUCAAAUUGGCAAUAUCUAAUUGGAUUGGCUCCUCCAAUAAAUCAAUUGCAGAAAUGGCUAAAAAGAUGUUGCAAAAAUUUGAUAAAUAUUGGAGUGUCACCCAUGAUAUAAUGGGAGUUGCUACUGUUUUGGAUCCAAGAUACAAAAUGGAGUUACUUGAAUACUAUUAUGAAAAAUUGUAUGGACAAGACUCUCUUGAGCAAGUUAGCAGGAUCCAACAAUUGUGUUAUGACUUAAUUGCUGAUUAUCAAUUGAAGUUCAAUCAAGACAUUUGUGCUGACUCGGCCAUGUUGGAAGCUAGUUGUGCAGCUGAUGAUGGUUUAGAUGAUUAUGAUGCAUUUGUUCGGAAGAAAAAAAGAGCUAAAACUUCUUUAGUAAGAACAGAGUUGGAUCAUUACUUGGAUGAGGAAGUUUUACCACGAAGUCCCGGUUUUGAUAUUCUAUUGUGGUGGAAGUUGAAUGGCAUCAAGUAUCCAACACUCCAAGCAAUUGCAAAAGAUAUUUUAGCAAUUCCUAUUUCUACUGUAGCUUCUGAAUCCGCAUUCAGUACUAGCGGCCAAAUCUUAAGCCCGCAUCGCAGUCGACUUCAUUGGACAACUUUAGAGGCUUUGAUGUGUGCUAGAAGCUGGUUAUGGAGUGCCGAAAACAGUGGUAAUAUGAGUUCUAAAUUAAGCAAUGAGUAUGCUACUUUACUCGAUGAAAUAGAGCCCGAUGAUGAAGGUGAAAUAUUGACUAGUGGUGUUGCAUCCUUCUUUGAAGAUGGUGACUAG